Messenger RNA from Octopus bimaculoides (California two-spot octopus), 1164 nucleotides. RefSeq names its product chemotactile receptor for terpenes 1 pseudogene. Lineage: Eukaryota; Metazoa; Mollusca; Cephalopoda; Octopoda; Octopodidae. The record is from RefSeq and is a predicted model, not a curated record.
AUGAUAUUGAUAGUAAAUUCCAACCCAACGCAUGAGGAUGAAGAACGAUUGAAAAAAACCUUGCUUUUGAAUUAUAGAAAAGAUAUAAGACCUGUUACUAAUUUGCUUACAUCUGUCGACAUAAAUGCUUCUUUGAUUCUUCACACACUGUAUGACUUGGAUUUCGUAAAUAACUUACUGAAGGCUCGUUAUGUGAUUAUGCCACGGUGGACUGAUGAAUAUCUGACCUGGAAUCCAUUGGAAUAUAACAACAUUACACACAUAUAUAUACCAAGAGAUCUAAUUUGGACGCCAUCUCUGUUAAUGUGCAAUUCAGUGAAUGAGCAAGAUGAUAGCAAUAUCAAUCGCGAAGUAUACGUUCACUAUAAUGGAACAGUGGAGCUGUGGUCUCUUAAGUACAUAGAAACCUAUUGCCAAGUGAACGCUUAUACGUAUCCAUUUGAUGACCAGAAAUGUAAAAUACAAAUGUGUGUUGGUUUACAUUCUCCUGACGAAACACGAUUAAAAACAAUCUGUUACUGGAAUAUGAAAUUUACAGAAAGCUACAAGUGGGAUAUUCAUUUCUCUGGUAAGGCAAAUGGCAUAAACAGUCAAAGCUCUCAUGCAUCAGUGGUAAUGCAGUUACGACGUAAACUCACCGUAGGAAUCAUAGCUAAGUUGAUUCCGACAGUAAUGAUGACUAUUUUAACUGUUUUUGUUUUUCUUCUGCCUCCUGAGUCAGGGGAGAAAGUUUCUCUAGCAAUGACAAUAUUUUUAACAAACAUCGUAUAUCUUGUUCAACUCGAUAAGAAUACACCAAAAAAUUCGAAAUAUCCUCCACUUCUCAUGUUAUAUUUAAUGUUAUUGUCAAUGUUAAGUGGCAUCGUCACACUUGGAUCUGUGGUUAUAAGUAAAUUAUAUGUUAAUCAGCAAUCUCAAAAAAAAGAAUCGAGCCCAACAGACGGAAAGAAAAACAAAUCUCAAACUAAUGAUGUUAGAGAUAUUUCAACAAUUUCAACGGCACAGUCCGAAACUGUCAUUAAAGAUGAACUCCAAGGUCAGGAAAAGAGAAACUAUAUUUCCAACCACGUACGACUGGAUGCUAUAUUUUUAAAAACUGGAAUUGUAAUAUCGCUUAUAAUGUCAAUUGUGUUUGCAAUUUUGGUAUUUCAGCCACUGGAAUAA